AUGGAUCGGGCGCUCGCGCUGGCCCGGCAGGGCCGGGGGCGGACCAGCCCGAACCCGAUGGUGGGCGCGGUCGUGGUGUCUGACGCCGGCGAAGUCGUCAGGCAGCGGAUUCCACGCGCGGGCCGGCGCGGCGCACUGCGGAGGUCUGCGCGCUCGACGAGGCAGGCGCGCUGGCGCGCGGCGCGACGUCUGUACUGCACGCUGGAGCCGUGCGCGCACCAGGGCCGCACCGGGCCGUGCGUGGUGCGCAUUGCCGAGGCUGGCGUCCAACGGGUCGUGGUUGCCGUCGGCGAUCCGAGUCCCAAGGUCAAUGGAGCGGGUAUCGCCUGGCUCAGGCAGCGCGGGAUUCAGGUGGACGUCGGCGUGCGGCGCGCGGAGGCCGCCCGGCUGAACGAGGCCUUCCUGACGUGGGCGGCGAGCGGGCGUCCGUUCGUCACGAUGAAGAUUGCGACGAGCCUCGACGGGCGGAUCGCGUCGCAGCCGGGAGUCCGGACGCCGAUUACCGGGGCCGCCGCGGUGGCUGCCGUGCACGGUACGCGGGCCGAGGUGGAUGCAGUCGGCGUCGGCUCGACCACACAUGCUGACCGACGAUCCACGCCUGACGGCGCGCGCGGCGCCGCGCCGGCUGCCGCUGACGCGGAUCGUCUUCGACCGGCGGUUGCGCACGCCGCCCACCGCGAGGAGUAUUCCAGACGCUGGAGGCCGGUCCGGUCGUCGUCAUGA
This is a messenger RNA of Geodia barretti, 723 nucleotides long. The record is from the annotation of a GenBank genome assembly. NCBI's taxonomy places the organism in Eukaryota, Metazoa, Porifera, Demospongiae, Tetractinellida, Geodiidae.